GUUAAGUUCGAUAAUUUAAUCAAAAUUUUUGCCCGGUCUUAUCAGUGACCCUAUAAUAGGAAUUAAUCAACAUCUAAAUCACCAUCUCGAAAUGUUCCUUAAAGUGAAUCAGGCUAUCGCACAGGGAGCUCGUCGAUAUUCGACAAAAAGGCACGAUGUGGUAAUUGUAGCCGCAACCCGAACUCCGAUUGGAAGUUUCCAAAGCACUCUGUCGUCCCUUACGGCAUCACAGCUGGGAGCGGUUGCUGUGCAAGGUGUUGUGAAACAGGCCGGCAUCGCUGGAGGAGACAUCCAGGAAGUCUACAUCGGAAAUGUGAACGCUGCUGGUUUGGGUCAGGCUCCGGCCAGACAGGCCGUCGUUUUUGGCGGACUUCCGACGAGCACUAUCUGCACUACCGUUAAUAAGGUAUGCUCAUCUGGAAUGAAGAGCGUUAUGCUUGGAGCGCAGACCUUGAUGCUUGGUCAGCAAGAUGUUGUGCUGGCCGGUGGAAUGGAGUCGAUGUCCAAUGUGCCAUAUUAUCUGAAGCGAAGUGCCACGCCAUACGGUGGAGUACAACUGCAGGACGGUAUUGUGUUCGAUGGAUUGACCGAUGUGUACAACAAGUUCCAUAUGGGUAACUGUGCUGAGAACACGGCUAAGAAAAUGGGCAUCACUCGUCAGGAUCAGGAUGAAUUCGCUGUUAACAGCUAUAAACGCAGUGCUGCUGCCUGGGCUGAUAAGGCAUUCGAUGCCGAGAUCACUCCAGUAACGAUUCCCGGCAAGCGUGGCAAACCGGACGUUGUUGUGAAGGAAGAUGAAGAAUACAAGCGUAUCAACUUUGAUAAGUUCGGUCAGUUGGCCACAGUAUUCCAGCGGGAAAAUGGUACUGUUACGGCUGGAAAUGCUUCCACCUUAAACGAUGGAGCAUCGGCUCUGAUCCUGAUGACCGCCGAAGCUGCUGAAAAGUACAAGUGCAAGCCGCUGGCUCGUAUUGUUGGAUUUGCUGAUGCUGAGACCGAUCCGAUCGAUUUUCCAAUCGCUCCAGCGCUGGCCAUCCCGAAACUGCUGCAACAGAGCGGAGUUCGCAAAGAGGAUGUAGCAAUGUGGGAAAUUAACGAGGCCUUCUCGGUUGUCGUUGUAGCCAAUCAGCGUAAAUUGGAUCUAGACCCAUCCAAGAUCAACGUUCAUGGUGGAGCCGUUUCGCUGGGUCAUCCUAUCGGAAUGUCCGGUGCUCGCUUGGUUACUCAUCUGGCUCACUCGUUGAAGACCGGCGAAAUCGGUUGUGCUUCGAUUUGCAACGGUGGGGGCGGUGCUUCGUCGAUUCUAAUCGAAAAAUUGUAAGGAAUUUUCUUUCAACAACAAAAACUCACAAUGUGCUUCCGAAGAUUCUGUAAAACAGACACACAAUAAUCAGGGAUUCAUGAUAAAAACAUGUGCAUUUAUUAGAUUUUUAACAAGGCUCCUUUAUGUAAUGAAUUUUUUGAAAAUAAACCAUAUGCAAGAAGUGUAA
This is a messenger RNA of Ochlerotatus camptorhynchus, 1490 nucleotides long. RefSeq names its product Acetyl-CoA acetyltransferase 1 (gene Acat1). The transcript is spliced from 2 exons. Gene Ontology annotation, molecular function: acetyl-CoA C-acetyltransferase activity. Gene Ontology annotation, biological process: fatty acid beta-oxidation. The coding region runs from base 92 to 1321 and encodes 409 amino acids. Lineage: Eukaryota; Metazoa; Arthropoda; Insecta; Diptera; Culicidae. Gene Ontology annotation, cellular component: mitochondrion. The record is from RefSeq and is a predicted model, not a curated record.